AUGUCCUUUUGUCUGGUUGAAGAAGAAUCUUUUCUUGGCGAUUACUGGAACCUCAGCUUGUUUGAGAGCAUCCCACAAUGCAACUUCGUGGAAGAACACGAAGAGUUCGGUCUUGGGCAAGCAGCAAUGGAGCAAGAAGGCCAUGGGUCUACAAGAGAGAACAUCGAAGAGUGCAGUUUCAACAUUGACGAGAUCUUCGAGGACUUCAAUUGCCACAAGGAGGAGCCAAACCGUGAUCAGGGAGUGAUGGAAAUCGCAAACAAGCUUCCCGGGAGUCAACACAUCCGGCCAUUGGGAGACGAGAAGACCGUCUAUGUACGAGGAAGGAAGGAAGGGAGCGAAGGAAAGGUCGUUGAGAUCACUAGGGAGAUCCUUCAGGAGUUCUAUGGACAGAAGAUAGAAACAGUGGCUUCCCACCUGGGAGUAGGCAAGUCCACCAUGAAGCUCGCCUGUCGCAGACUGGGGAUCCACAAGUGGCCUUAUACGAACAAGGGGGUCCGGAGGUCGGCUGACUGCCCGUACGGACGAUGGAGCCUGAAGAACUCCUGCUGA
Messenger RNA from Guillardia theta CCMP2712, 552 nucleotides. RefSeq lists its product as hypothetical. The transcript has 2 exons. NCBI's taxonomy places the organism in Eukaryota, Cryptophyceae, Pyrenomonadales, Geminigeraceae. The coding region runs from base 1 to 552 and encodes 183 amino acids. The record is from RefSeq and is a predicted model, not a curated record.